Gymnodraco acuticeps is the source of this 4268-nucleotide messenger RNA. RefSeq names its product Ras and Rab interactor 3 (gene rin3). The transcript has 14 exons. Gene Ontology annotation, molecular function: guanyl-nucleotide exchange factor activity; small GTPase binding. The record is from RefSeq and is a predicted model, not a curated record. Gene Ontology annotation, biological process: vesicle-mediated transport. Bases 230 to 3721 code for a protein of 1163 amino acids. NCBI's taxonomy places the organism in Eukaryota, Metazoa, Chordata, Actinopteri, Perciformes, Bathydraconidae. Gene Ontology annotation, cellular component: cytosol; endocytic vesicle.
GCCUCUUCCUGCCUAAUGAUCAACUCAGGAAGUCGACAGAGAAGCAGAGGGGAGGGCGCACAGAGAAACACAUUUUCCCUUUGCCUUUUAGUUUUCCCUUAUUCAGUCCUGCAGCGAUCAACAGAGGGGAGGAAAAAAAGGGGGGAGUUGAGAAAAAGGCGGAGUUUUCAAUGGAGCUCAUAGAGAGACAUAGUAAAAGAGAGCAGUCCAAAACUCAAACUGUGGAAAUAUGAUGGAAGCCAGCGUAGUUUCCACGGACACAGGCCACACAAGCCCUCUGACAGGACCACUCGACUCUCCACCCACCCCCUCCCCUGCCUCCAUCCCUCCAGCUUCUCCCCUCUCUCCACCUUCCCUGCCAUCAUCCAACCUUCCGCUCCGGCCAUGUCGACCCAAACCCCCGCCUCCCCUCAAGUCCUCCUGUCCUCCUGCUGCAACUCCUCCAGCCCUUCCUCCCCCUCUCCCUCCUGUCUCCAAACCUCCUCCUCCUCCUCUCCAUCCUAUCUCCAAACCUCCUCCCACCCUGUCCUCCAACCCUCCUCCCCCAUCUCUUCCUCCUCCUCUCUCCCCUACUCCGGCGUCUCCUCCUCCCAUCCUUUCUCCCCAACCCUCUGAUCCUACUCCUUGUCCCCCUCCUCUUCUCGAUCCAUUAUCACCAACAAUUCCAUCCUCCUCAUCUCGUCUAACUCCCCCUGUUGUCCCACCAUCCUGUUCAACUCCCCCAUUGCUGAGUCCUUUAGAUCGGCUGCUUGGUAGUGUCUCGGUGUGGCAGCCCAAAGGACUCAGCCAGGACCAAACCACCAGUAUAUUGGAGAAAGAGACGUCCGGGGCAUUCCUGGUUCACAGCACAGAGGACAAGGCCAUGACGUUGUCAGUACGCCUGCCUGAUGAACUGGGGGAGCCGUCCGUACACAACCUGAGGGUCAAACAACACAAGACAUUUCUUCACUUCGAUGGUUCUUCUCUGGUUUUUGAUGACAUCUUCAAAUUGAUCGCCUUCUACUGUGCCAGCAGGGACAUUCUGGCCGUCCCACUGAAGUUACCCCGGGCCAUCACCACGGCAACUAAGAGAGAGGAGCUGGAGGUCAUCUCUGCUAUGGGUGCAGAUUUCUGGACGUCCGGUCUGAGCCUGCAGGCAGAAAACCAGGAGCAGGUUCUGGAUCAGAACCAGAGUAGACCCUACAUGUAUGUUAACCCGGUCCCUAUGGAGGACUCCCCCAGCAAAGACCUGAACACCUCCUCUAUCUCCAAACUGGACAUCAUCGCCAAUCAUACCCCCACCCCGUCCCUGCAGAAUGGAGAAGCCCCUCAGAAGAUGAGCACAGAGGUCAAAGGGCGGUCCAAAAAAGUGCCCAGUCCAGACAUUAAAUACAAGCGUCCCCCGCCCCGACCCCCCAGCAUGGGCUUAGGGUCGGGGAUGGGCCUCCUCUUCUCCUCUCCCCCCUCGCCUCACACUUCUGUAACUGAUAGAAAAGAGGAAGGAAAGGGAGGGGCAGGGGAGAGAGAAGAGAGGAAGUUGGUGUCAACAUCACUCACUCCGUCCAGGCCUCCGGUCCCCCCGCAGAGCCGAGCCGCUCCCCCACUGCCUCCUGCGCCUCUACGUCGCACCUCCUCCCGAAAAAGCACCGACCGAGAGGUAGGAGAGGGGACAGAGAGAGAGAAGGGACAAAAUCCUGUGAAGAUAACUGAGAGAGAGGGAGGAGGAGAGGGAAGUAAAUCAGGUCAGCCCAGUGAGGGGGGUGAAGAAGAGAGCAUGCAUCAGGAGGAAGAGGGGGAAAAGGACAAUGAGAAGAAGGAGGAAGAGGAGGUGAAAAUGGAGGAUGAUAAACAAAAAUCCAGCUCCCUCUGUGCGCUGUUAACCAAGAAGCCCACCCGCCCAGUCCCUCCCCCGAGGAGGAAACCCUCUUCCCAAAACACACCUGUGUGCCCCGCUACGGGAGGAUCAGCCAAUCAGACUGCAGGGAUGAGAGGGCCCCCUCCAUCCCCAGCGCGGAGGCCGGACGUGUCGCUGUACUCGCCACAAGGGGGGGCAGUGCUAGUAACAGACCCCGACUCCCGCUCCACCAGCAGCACAGAGGAAGAAGCAGAGCUGAGCCAGGAACAGGAGCAGAACCAGAAUCGCCCCGCGGAGAGUCGUAUCCCCAAGGUAACAGUGAAGAGAACCCCCACUGUGAUGUUGGACCGAGCCCGGUACCGCCUUUCUACGGUCCUCACCGGCCUCAUCAGCCACGACCGGCGCCUCACGCAGCGCAUCGUGGAGCUGGCCCGGGACCCGCUGAGCUACUUCGGCAACCUGGUGAAAGAGCACCGUGCGUUCACCCUGGAGACCAUGUCGAACCACUCCACCUCGACUGAGCUGCUACAGGAGAUCCGACAGAUGAUGACCCAGCUGAAGAGCUACCUGCUGCAGAGCACUGAGCUGCAAGCCAUGCUGGAGCCACACCAGUAUUCAGAAGAAAAACUGGAGAGCAUCGCAGAGGCUGCUUUGUGUAAGAGUGUGCUGAAGCCACUGAGGGAGCACAUUUACCAGAGUCUUGAGAAACUGCGCACCAAUGACAGCAGCCUGAAACAGCUGGCACAGAACCAGUCUGUCAUUCUAGGCAGCACCACCACAGCUUUAGGAGUAACCACUGCCGUCCCUGAGGCCUCUGCUAUGGAGAAGAUCAGCAUCAAACUGAGCAACGUGCAUCUGGAGUAUUCACCCCAGAAAAAGAUCGAGCUCAUGCUGAAGGCAUGCAAGAUCAUCUAUGACUCCAUGGCUGUCAGCAGUCCAGGGCGUGCCCAUGGCGCUGAUGACUUCCUGCCAGUAAUGAUGUACGUCCUGGCUAGAUCCAAUCUGGCCAACCUGCAGCUGGAUGUAGAAUACAUGAUGGAGCUGAUGGACCCUGCCUUAGCACUAGGAGAAGGUUCCUAUUAUCUGACAACCACCUAUGGGGCUCUGGAGCACAUUAAGACUUUUGACCAGCAGAGGACAGCAACACGGCAGCUCAGCAGAGAGGUUCAGGACUCCAUCCACCGCUGGGAGAGGAGACGCACGCUGAACCAGGAGCGCAUGGCCCAAGGAUCUGUUCGGGACUUCCUGACAGUGUCUUGUCCAGAGUUUGGAAUCAACCUAAAAACUCUGGGGGUCCUGCCCACCACCACGAUGGAGCAGCUGGCUGAGCAGUGUGCUGCACGCUUUGAACAAGACUCCUACAUCCUCAGUGUUUAUGUGGAUGGUGUUCACCGGCCCAUGGCCCCUACAGAGCUGGCCCUCAUUGUUAAGAGCAGUUCCAAGCCUGGAGCUUACUGCUUCGUCUAUCACCAUGCCGACCAGCCCAUCAGCCCGCCCCCCCACAGCUGCCCGGCUGAGGCACCUCCAGCUUCACCAGCUUUAACAGCUCUACCAGCUCCAUCAGCCCCAACAGCUGUACCAGCACCACGCACUCGACCCGCACCACCCGUUUUACCAGCACCACCCGUUUUACCAGCACCACCCGUUUUACCAGCACCAUCCAUUUUACCAGCGCCAACCAUUCUACCAGCAACACCCGUUCUUCCAGCUCCAUCUGCUCCAUCUGCUCCAUCUGCUCCAUCUGCUCCAUCUGCUCCACCUGCUUUACCAGCACCACCAGCUCCACCAUCUCCAUCCGCUCCUACCGCUCCACCUGCAGAAAGCUUCUCCCAGAUGAGUCUGCUGAUGUGGACUUGGUGGAGCAGGAGGUGGAGGAGGAGAGUUUGAUCAGCUUGUAGCUACUCCAGCAUCACAGUGGCAGAUGCUGUAUUGCUAUGGUAACUACAUCACCGUGGUGACAGCAUUGCUGUGGUUACUGAAUCCACCAACAAAUAUUUCAGACACUGAUUCUGCAGGUCAACAUGGGGUCUGGAACCCCAGGGACUGCAGGUUUAUAGAAUGUAAAAAUACAUAUUAUUGGAACAUGCAUGUAUACGAUCAUGUUUAUACUGUUUAUAUUACGUUAUGCUUUGUGAUGCUUGAGACUUUCUACAGACUUUGAGUCAAAUGUAUUAAUUAAUCUUUCCUCUCUUUAUUAAAGUCCAGAUAAUUCAGACCCAUUGACAUUAUUCUGUGACAAAAAGCAGUCAAAACACUUAAGAGGUUACAAGGACUUUGCAAAAUUACAAGCACAGGUAUAUAUUAGCAGCAGCCAUAAGCACAAAUCUUCCAUUUUCAUUCAAAAAGUGUUCAUGUUCUUUUUCAUUAUUUUACAUUUUGUAUACAAACUUAUACUGAUUGUCUUGUAAAUAAACUUGCUUUUUCAAUUUUCCAA